AUGCGAUGUCUGGCACAGCUUUCGACGAAGAAUGACAUUGAUUGGCAGGGAUUGGCAGUUGCACCGAAAUUUGCAAUGCGACGAAGCACCCCAAAAGGAUUGAUAAUCUGCUUCCUCCAGCUCGCCUGCCGACCGCCCAACACCCUGCAAACCAACCCCCCCAGUCAGGAUCCUGAGCCCCUCAAUCCCAUAGCGUCGACCGAAAUGCGCUCCAUCCUGCCUGUUUUGACCGUCUUGCUCAGUGCUACUACCAUGCACCUGUAUGUCGCUUCUCCAGUCCUUCGCGGCGUCGUCGAGGAGAAAGCAUGGACCGGCUACGGCGUAUACGAUCACCCCACGCCCUACCGUCCCCCAACUGGUCCUUGCGGCGAUCCACCUUGCUAG
This is a messenger RNA of Puccinia triticina, 384 nucleotides long. RefSeq lists its product as uncharacterized. The transcript is spliced from 2 exons. The record is from RefSeq and is a predicted model, not a curated record. The coding region runs from base 1 to 384 and encodes 127 amino acids. Lineage: Eukaryota; Fungi; Basidiomycota; Pucciniomycetes; Pucciniales; Pucciniaceae.